AAGACGUAAGCGUCUUCAGUAAGGAUUUAAAUUCUCGUGUAGUCGGUACGUUGAUGCUAAAAUAAUUAUUCGUGACGAAGUUCGAUUAUCCGUCCUGUCAGGAUCGAGCACAAAAACACUUAAAUAAUUUGUUGACAUCAGUGCUUCGUAUAUUAUGUAGAAAAAUAGUAUGGGCUACGAAAUUCAUAAUUGGCCAAUAAAAAAUUGUUAAAUUGACUUCCGCCUCUCUAGUUUGUGAGAAAGAAACUAACUGCUUCACAAUGGUCGCUGCAGUAAUCGAUGACGCCGUGGAAAUGGAAAUCAUCGAUGAAAAUGAAGAAAAUAGCAACCCGUCUUCUAUUUUCUUCUAGAUGACGUUGUCCCGUCUUGCAUCGCUACCCUAUCUUGACGAAACUUCUACUAUUGUCACUUCUCCGAAUAAGAUGUCUGUUACGUCUGUAAAACUAAGUAUCAUCUUCGGUUUUGCUGCUGCUGCCUUAUCGGUUGGCCUUACAUUGGGAAUUUUGUGGCCUAAUUUAUUCCCUAGUAUCCUGUUUCGUCAAUUAAUACUUUCACCGGCGUCUAUAUCUUUUGGAUUUUGGAAAGAAACUCCUAUACCUAUGUACUUGGAGAUGUAUUUGUUUAAUUGGACAAAUGCUGACGAGUUUAAUUCUCACGCUACUACAAAACCUAAUUUUGUUGAAUUGGGUCCUUACGUAUUUAAAGAAGUUGAUUAUAAAGUAAAUGAAGUAUGGCAUGAUAAUGGUACUGUGACUUUUCAACAAAAACGAGUUUGGCAUUUUGAGGAAUCCAUGUCAAAAGGCAGCUUGUCGGAUAAAGUUACCAAUUUAAAUGCCAUAGCAACCACUAUUGCAUAUACCAUCAGGCAUCGUUCUCGCUUUAUACGAGAAACAGUGAAUACAUUAAUAAGAACUGCUGGAGAAACCAUAAUUACUACAAAAACUGCUGGUGAACUUCUCUUUGAUGGAUACAAAGAUCCUGUGCUAGAAGCGGGGUCAGUAGCUAACUACUCAGGAAUACCAUUUGAUAAAUUUGCCUGGUUUUAUGGCCGCAAUAAUUCGGAAACAUACGAUGGCAUAUUUAAUAUGUUCACUGGGGCCACGGAUAUACAUAAAAUAGGUUCAAUUGAAAAAUGGAAAUAUAGUAAUAGAACAAAAUUCGCUGGAUAUUGUGGAAUCGUAAAUGGUACAAACGGUGACUUAUGGCCGCCACUGCCUGACAACAAGACAGUCUCAAUAUUUUCAUCUGAUCUAUGCACGUCGUUAUCAUUGACAAUGCAGAACACAACGGUACAUCAAGGCCUGGUUGGAACCAAAUAUGUAUCCGAUAAAAACAUGCUCGACAAUGGAACCAACGUUCCAUCCAGAAAAUGUUUUUGCAAUGAAGUAGAAUGUCAACCUAGUGGAGUCUUGAAUAUUUCUAGCUGCAAAUUUGGAGCACCGGCAUUUAUUAGUUUACCACAUUUUUAUCUGGCUGACGAGAGCUACAGAAAUUCCAUUACGGGAAUGAAUCCAAAUAAGGAAAAGCAUGAGUUCUCGAUGACUUUCGAACCGACAACAGGGAUACCGAUACAGAUUAGGGCCACGGUACAAAUCAGUCUCUUGGUACAGCCAGAUGAUGCUAUGUCGCUCUUCAGAAAUGUACCAAAAACGUAUGUUCCCAUGAUGUGGUUUGCACAAAGGGCUGAUCUGCCUAGCAGUUAUGCAAGCGGGAUCAUAUUUCUUCUAAUACUUCCAACGCUCGGUUGCGUUAUAUUUUACGGUAUUGCUGGAAUUGGCGUACUUCUCUUCUUCAUUGGUAGUGUCUUAUUUGUUCGAAGAAGACGAGGCCAUAAUGAAGAACAAAAACUGAUAGCGAAGAAGGUGAAAACCGACGUAUCACCGAUCGUCGAUGAAUUUUAAAUUAAAUCAUUUUUAUAGAAAUCUAGGUACUUCUAUUAAUACAGGAUGAGAGUUUUUGUUUUCGUA
This is a messenger RNA of Cephus cinctus (wheat stem sawfly), 1967 nucleotides long. Its product is annotated as protein croquemort. The transcript has 10 exons. The record is from RefSeq and is a predicted model, not a curated record. The coding region runs from base 351 to 1901 and encodes 516 amino acids. Lineage: Eukaryota; Metazoa; Arthropoda; Insecta; Hymenoptera; Cephidae. Gene Ontology annotation, cellular component: cytoplasm; membrane. Gene Ontology annotation, molecular function: scavenger receptor activity.